Molecule: messenger RNA, 1166 nt
Organism: Saccoglossus kowalevskii
Lineage: Eukaryota; Metazoa; Hemichordata; Enteropneusta; Harrimaniidae
Product: 6-phosphogluconolactonase-like
Biological process (GO): pentose-phosphate shunt; carbohydrate metabolic process
Molecular function (GO): 6-phosphogluconolactonase activity
Source: RefSeq, a predicted model, not a curated record
UCACACGUGAUUUUAAAUACAAGUGACCACGAUCUGUAAGAUUUACUUCAUCUCCGUGAUUGCAUCUAUUUCAGAUAGUUCAAACAUGCCAUCUGAAAGAAAAGUGCAUAUUCUUGACGAGAAGGACAUUCCAUCGCAAGUGUGCGCCUUCGUAGCGGAUAAAAGCAGACAUGCAAUUGAAUCGCGUGGUCAAUUUAACGUGGGCGUGUCCGGUGGUAGUGUGGCUAAAAUUUUAAGCACUGGCAUGCCCGGUUUAGAAAAUAUUGACUGGACGAAAUGGAAAGUAUUUUUUUGCGACGAACGUCUAGUGCCAUUUGACCACGAGGACAGUACAUACAAGUUUUUUAAAAAAAACAUGUUCAAUAAAGUGAACAUUCCAUCAGAAAAUAUUUUCCCCAUUGAUCCAUCAUUGAGCGUUGAAGAUGCAGCAAAAGAUUAUGCAAAGAAGGUGGAUAAGGUUCCAAAAGAAAACAAUCUUCCUGUGUUUGACUUGUUGAUAUUAGGUAUGGGACCUGAUGGACAUACAUGUUCCUUGUUUCCUGGCCAUAAAUUACUACAGGAAACUGAAGUCGCAGUUGCCCCGAUUAGUGAUUCACCAAAACCUCCACCGUGUCGAGUUACAUUAUCGUUUCCUGUUAUCAAUGCUACGAGAUGUGCUAUGUUUGUAUCAACAGGUGCUGGUAAAGCAGAUAUUUUACAGAAAGUCCUUGAAGGAAAUGAUUCUGCUCCUCUACCUGCUGCUAGGGUAAAACCAACAAAUGGUGAGCUGCAUUGGUUUCUGGAUACAGCUGCGGCUGCUGGAUUGAAAGCUAAAUACUAAAUCCAUUCGGUUGUCAAACCUACAAUUUGUUCUGAAGUGUAUAUAAAAGAUUCUCAGAAUUCAGUAAAAAUGAGUUGUAAAACUAGUCUGGAUAUUGUAAUUAAAAAAAAAACUACAUGUAUAUGGACAACCAUAUAAUUUACUCUUUGGAUAUGGGCAUAUCUCAAGGUGUUCAUAUAGCUGCAAUGAUAUUACCGGGUAUGUACUCUUAUGUAAUUUAAACGGCUCAGCAGGAUCAGCAUGCUUUACACCUAUAAGUGCUAUUGACAGCAGAGACAUAGACCACAGGAUAAAAAUAUGAUGCUUUUAAAGAAAGUCAUUCAAUAAAAAAGGGAGAAUGUGCAAA